AUGUCUUGCGCUGUCGAGAGAUUGGAGGCGGCGGAACCGGAUGGGCCGAUGGGGAAUGUGAUUGAUGAGCCGAUCGUGCCGACGGAGGCCGACAAUGAGCUUGUUUGGGCAUUCUAUCUGGGGGCACACACUGCCGAAUCGGCGGAGCUGCUCGUCGAGCCGGGCGAAUUCCGUCUGUACCACCAGCGACCGAUGAACCGAACGAUUCUGACGGAGAUGCCCCUGACCCUCGUCUACCGCUCUGCCCUCCUUCAGUCUUUCCACUUCCCCGUGGUGCGUCGCGGCUCGAUGUGGCGUAUCCUCUACGGAGAGUCCGUGACCUGUGAAUAUGCCUCCUUGGCCAAGUUGGUGGAGGAGAAGAGCGUCUACGCCUACAUUGACAUUGCCGAGCCUCACCGCCCGGUGGAGUCGUUCCGUGUCCACCGCCGCCCAAAAUCCUAUCAAAACGUGAAAGCGGCUGGCACGACCUCUUCGGCCACCACAUCGACCACCAUGACGAACAGGGAGGGACACCAG
Messenger RNA from Mesorhabditis spiculigera, 516 nucleotides. The record is from the annotation of a GenBank genome assembly. NCBI's taxonomy places the organism in Eukaryota, Metazoa, Nematoda, Chromadorea, Rhabditida, Rhabditidae.